AUGGCUGGGCCUGCUACGGUUCGAUCCGGCCGACGCUGUCGGGGCCGCCCUCCUGGGAUUCGGGCGGCUGUCAUUGCCCGCGUGCGCCGCGCUGCCGGCCGCAUUUCUUCCGUGGAUUCGUCGUCGACGAUGGCAUUCGCUGGUGGGCGUGGCCGGCCGGCUGAUUCGGGAUGCCGCCUCCGGUCCGGGUCUCGCCGGCCGUUUCGUUCUUCCCGGGCUGUAUCGUGGCGAGAUGUUAAUGUGGACGUUGAUAGUCGUCGUCGGGAGAUUUCAUUAGGGAAGCGGCCUGUGGAUUGUACCGUCGGUGCUGCCGUUGGUGCGUGCUCUUCUUCAGUGGCCGGUGGGUCUGUCCCGGCUGUUUGGCCUGCCAGCGUACGACCUGGUAUUCUGCUUGUCGAAGUGGUUGACAGAACGAGUGCUUCUGUUUCUGAUUUUCCUGCUGGUGUUCAUCUUUAUGGCUCUUUGGUUGGUGAUACGACUUUCCAUUGCCGUCCAAGAGUGGUGCCUUUAUGUGCCGCUGGUAUCUUUGGUCGGCCUACUCCUCUUGUGAUGCCUACUCCUCUUAUGGAGCAUUCUCGUGUUGUGUGUGCACGCCGUAAGCGGAUUUUGGUGCGAUCGUACUGGUCGGGCCGGAAAAGAGUACGUGUGAUGCAACCUCCCUUUUCUAAAGAUUACAUCCAAUUGGUUAAGGCUACUUUUAGAGGUUGUUUGGAUAGGUGGUUUGUAGAAAAUCCGUUCUAUAUAAACUAA
This is a messenger RNA of Triticum turgidum subsp. durum (durum wheat), 750 nucleotides long. Lineage: Eukaryota; Viridiplantae; Streptophyta; Magnoliopsida; Poales; Poaceae. The record is from the annotation of a GenBank genome assembly.